GUGAAAGAUCACUUUCAAUGUGUUUAGAGGUUGUGGCAAAAUCAAGGAAGUUUGGUACAAAUUAUGAUGUUCCAGUAAUCCAUAUCAUAUCAUCUCAUUCUCACAGUCUUUACAACAAAUAAUAAAAUCAAAACAUAAACAUGUAUAUCACUUGAUUUAACUGUUAGUUAGCAGGUCCUUAUCAUGAACAGCAACACAAAAUCCGAAUUUUUUUUGUCUUAGCCUUAAAAAAACAACUUGCCAUAUAUCUUCCUAUAGCUAUAAUAUGAACUCUGAAGUAGAAGCAAAGAAACCAACAAACCCUCAAACAAAUACUUUGAUAUUCCCUUUGAAUUCAUAAUUCAAAUCAAUCCUUCAACAAACAAUGGAACCAGAUUUUAGCUCCACAGUGGACACCUCUCGUCCUUUCAGCUCCGUAAAAGAAGCCGUUGCCAUAUUCGGAGAACGGCUUCUUGUUGGAGAAAUAUACUCUCAAUCUCCAAAGCCAUACUCAGAGACUUCUAGUACUGCACCUUAUUAUUCUCCUUCAAUGAGUAUUAAGCGAGAAUCAUCAUGGAGAUCAAUGUCAUCACCACCACCAAUUAGUCCUAAUAUAAAAUCAUCAUCUAAAGAAGAGAAGAAUGAUACCCUUUUUGAUACAGUGAAGAAGCUGGAGGCAGAACUUGAGAAAACAAAAGAAGAGUUGAAAAUGUUGAAGGAAAGAGGGAGUGAAACAGAGGUAGCUUUGGCAACACUGAACGCUGAGCUUCACAAGAAUAUGUCAAAGUUGGCUCAAGCUGAGGCUGCAGCAGCUGGGAAAGCUGCAAAGACAGUGAGGUUUGAGAUUGAGAGAGAAAUAAAUAUGAAUAAUAUUGGAGAAGAAAAUGAAGAAGAAGAAGAAGAGAAGAUUAAGAAAAGGAAUUCACAAACACUUGCUCAGAUAAUAAGUCUUGGAGAAAACGACCAUCUUUUUGGAAGGAAAAAAGAUAAGAGCAGUACGAAGCAGAAGCCUAUUAUUCCUCUUGUGGGAGAUUUCUUUUUCUUUUUCAAGAGAAAGAAUUCUUCUUCCACUAAUCAACAUAAUAAUCCUCUUUAUGCUUCUCCUUUUUAAUUCAUCUAUAUAUAUGUUUUUUUAUUCAUGGCUUUAUUAAUAUUGUUUUCAGUUGAUUUGUAUUGUUAAUAAUUUGUGAGAAGUGUGUUUUCUUGUUAAGUUUUUUAUUUCUGUAAAAUUUUAAGUCGGUAUCUAUUAUUAUAUCCAUGUAAAAUUAAGGACCCAUCGUAAAUUCUACAUAUACAGCUACGGAGGAAACAGAGGAAUUACUUGAAUAAUAAUCAAUCAAUUUAAAUAAAUAA
Cicer arietinum (chickpea) is the source of this 1332-nucleotide messenger RNA. RefSeq lists its product as uncharacterized. The record is from RefSeq and is a predicted model, not a curated record. Lineage: Eukaryota; Viridiplantae; Streptophyta; Magnoliopsida; Fabales; Fabaceae.